Messenger RNA from Mesitornis unicolor (brown roatelo), 980 nucleotides. RefSeq names its product olfactory receptor 14A16-like. The record is from RefSeq and is a predicted model, not a curated record. Lineage: Eukaryota; Metazoa; Chordata; Aves; Mesitornithiformes; Mesitornithidae. Gene Ontology annotation, molecular function: olfactory receptor activity; G protein-coupled receptor activity. Gene Ontology annotation, biological process: G protein-coupled receptor signaling pathway. Gene Ontology annotation, cellular component: membrane.
UCACCCAUGCCCAGAGGAAGAAAAUAUCCAAGUACAGCUCCAUCACCCAGUUCCUCCUCCUGGCAUUCAUAGACACACUGGAGCUUCAGCUCUUUUACUUCUGGCUCUUCUUGGGCAUCUACCUGGCUGCUCUCCUGGGCAACUGCCUAGUUAUCAUGACCAUAGACUGCAACCACUGCCUCUGCACCCCCAUGUACUUCUUCCUCCUCAGCCUCUCUCUUCUUGACCUGGACUCCAUCUCCACUGUUCCCCUCAAAGCCGUGGCUAAUUCCUCAUUGGACACCAGGGUCAUUUCCUAUGCAGGAUGUGUUGCACAGGUGUUUAUUUUAGUGUUCUUGAUCACAGCAGAGUUUUAUCUUCUCAUAGCCAUUGCCUACGACUGCUACAUUGCUAUCUGCAAACGCCUGUACUAUGGGACUCUCCUGGGCAGCAGAGCUUGUGUCCACAUAGGAAAGGCUGCCUGGGGCAGUGGGUUUCUAUAUGCUCUCCUGCAUGCUUCCAAUACAUUUUCCCUACCCCUCUGCCAAGGCAAUGCUGUGGACCAGUUCUUCUGUGAAAUCCUCCAGAUCCUCAAGCUCUCCUGCUCAGACGCCUACCUCAGGCAAGUCAGGCUUCUUUUUUUUAGUGUUUGUUUAGUCUUUGGUGGUUUUGUUUUCAUCGUGCUGUCUUAUGUGCAGAUAUUUAGGGCUGUGUUGAGGAUCCCCUCUGAGCAGGGUCAGCACAAAGCCUUUUCCACGUGCCUUCCUUACCUGGCUGUGAUCACCUUGUUUCUAAGUACUUCAGCAUUUGCCUACCAGAAGCCCUCCUUCAUCUCCUCCUCAUCUCUGGAUCUCUCCUCCUCAGUGGUGCAUCCAGCAGUGAACCCCCUUAUCUACGACAUGAGAAACCAAGGGAUCAAGGAUGCCUUGUGGAAAAUAUUUGAAUACACACUAUUCCAGCAACAAUAUGUGCCCAUCAUCUUCACAGGACUCCCAGGGUAG